AUGGACCUCCUCAAUGAACAGGAUUUUGCCUGUCAGGAAUUUGCUUCAUACAGCCGCAGUCAUCAUGAACCGAUACCCACAGACUGCAUCCAGAUCCACAACCAGAUGAUGUCAAAGCAAGCAAAGUCCUGUUCUCGCAGGAAGAAUACCCGUCAAAACAGGGCUGAGCCUCCUACGGCUCCCGCUCAUAUUCCGGAGACAGAAGGGCCACGUCUCACUGCAUGGCCACCCACACAACUGCUCGUUGCCAUUACAAACACGCCUGCACUUUUCAAUGCUGAUCAAGCUGUUCGCAACACCAAUAUUACAUCAACCCCUGUUCCAUUGCGCACUCAGAUGCUUAUCCGACAAGGAGUUACAGGACAGAGGACUCCAACUGCUGCCACUCCGCAGGCACACCUGACAUGGUGUACCCACACUGUCCCUCCUACACCCUCUUGUGAAAAGGAGAACACCCCUCUUCUUGCAUCCACCACCCCUUCCAAAACCACCCCUUCCAAACAAUCUCAUGGUGAUGAUAGUUUGGAUAUCGGUGAGGAUGAGGACGAGGCUGCCGCCAGAAUUGGUGAUGAAUCCAUUCACCAAAAGAAGAAAGGAGUCCAUGCAAGUGAUCUAGGCCCAGCCCGCAAGCGGAUCAUCGAGCGAGCCUGGCGCCAUUUUCGUUUCCAUGUUGCGACAUUCCCAUAUCCGGAUUCGGAUGACCAAGUCAACAAGUGGGCUAGAGAAUCAUGGUAUGCAGGCCUUGGGGAACUCGUUGAGGGGAUGGGUUAUAUCAGCAGCUCUGAUCCAACAGAAGAUGAGAUGGCCCUGCUUUGGCAGCGUGUCUACCAGCUCCAUGGUCAAAUUAAACUGCAUGCACGGGAGGUGGUGGCAGCAUGCCUCAGCUUGAACAACUCCACAAACAUCGACGUCGUUAACAAGAAUCAAGAGCUCAUUCAAACCUACAAGGACCACAACAGUUUCAUUUUUCAGAACCCAUUCAAUCCUAUGGAACCGGCCACUAUCUUUCGUAGCAUCAUGAUUGAAGACAUGAUCAUUAAGAGGUGGUACAAUGAACGGUCAAAAUCUGAGGCCAUUCUCACUCCGAUGUACUUUGAGAAGGGAAUUCCCCUUGAAACACUUGCGCUUAUCUGUGCCGGUCUCCAGAAUGCACUUGACGAGUGGCAAACAGGAGUUCUCAUGAAGAUCCCAUUCAGCAUGAAGGUCUAUGAACCAGUUUAUGACAUCCAUCUCACCAACCUCUGUAACUGGCACACAUACACCGCAACACAUCAGAAAAGUGCUGAGAAGCUGCAAAAGGACCUCCUUAUUAAGGACCGGCACGUCAACCCUCUCCAUUCUGAUCUGCUGCGAGCUGAUUUAUUUGCACAGGGAAAAUGCUGGUGUCACCAUCACUCUCAACACAUCAAAUGGAUUCACCUUCAGUGA
This is a messenger RNA of Laccaria bicolor S238N-H82, 1428 nucleotides long. RefSeq lists its product as uncharacterized. Bases 1 to 1428 code for a protein of 475 amino acids. Lineage: Eukaryota; Fungi; Basidiomycota; Agaricomycetes; Agaricales; Hydnangiaceae. The record is from RefSeq and is a predicted model, not a curated record. The transcript has 8 exons.